Penicillium cinerascens is the source of this 1587-nucleotide messenger RNA. Its product is annotated as sugar transporter. Gene Ontology annotation, cellular component: membrane. Gene Ontology annotation, biological process: transmembrane transport; carbohydrate transport. The transcript is spliced from 7 exons. Lineage: Eukaryota; Fungi; Ascomycota; Eurotiomycetes; Eurotiales; Aspergillaceae. The coding region runs from base 1 to 1587 and encodes 528 amino acids. Gene Ontology annotation, molecular function: carbohydrate:proton symporter activity. The record is from RefSeq and is a predicted model, not a curated record.
AUGCCUCCCAUGAUCGACUGGGAGGCUCUCAAGCCCAGUAAUUAUACGAAAUAUUUUACGAGGAACCUCGCACUGGCAUGUGGUCUGGUCGCGAUAUCAACGUUUAAUUAUGUGGUAGCCUUCGACCAGCAGGGCUUCAACUCAACCCAGGCCAUGGAUGCCUUCGACAGAGUCUUUGGGGUCUGUGAAUCCGAGGGAAAAUGCGCACUUGAGGCAUAUUACUUGUCACUAUUGAAUGGGUUGACUUACAUCGGGUUCGCAGCGGGCGCUAUAAUCGGAAGUCUUAUCAGUGCUCGUUAUGGCCGUCGCAUGACUAUCUUUUGCAUGUCCAUUUGGGCCCUUUGCACUGCGACUAUUUUGGUGACAUCAGGCGUCAGCCAUAACAAAUGGCAGCUCCUUGCUGGUCGAAUUCUCAAUUAUAUUUAUAUCGGAAUGGAGUUGAGCUCUGUCCCUGUUUACCAGUCCGAGGUUGUGCCUGGUCCGAUCCGUGGCCUUGCCGUCGGUUCAUACCAACUCUCUUUGGGGAUUGGUGGCCUGAUAGUAAACUCAAUCUGUCGGGGAACAAGUGAAAUCAAGGAUAAUCGCUCGUGGAUGAUACCAUACGGUCUAUACUAUAUUAUUCCAUCUUUUGUUGCUAGCUGUAUUUGGUUCAUCCCAGAGUCUCCCCGAUGGCUUCUUAUGAAAGAGCGAGAUGAUGAAGCCUUGAAAGCACUCAUCACGCUUCGUGGCCGAGGGAACGAGGUCUCACCAGAAGAAGAACUACAAAUGAUUCGACUGUCUUUGCAAGAGGAGCAAGAUCAAGGAACAUACAGUGAUCUGUUCAAAGGCCACAAUCGUCGCCGAACACUCGUUGUCCUGGGCGUGGCGUUUUUCUUCCAGGCCACCGGCAACUCAUUCAGUGGCCAUUAUUCUGCGGUGUUCGUCAAAUCAUUAGGUACUAUCAACCCUUGGGAUGUCACCGUCGCCCAGACAGCACUCAAUACAGUGACCGCUCUCGUGGGAAUUCUCUUGGUCGAUCGUAUCGGUCGUCGAAAGCUCUGGUUUUUCGGUUCCGCAUUUUUGUGCGUGUUCCUCAUGGCUACUGGUGGCUUAGGGAUUCAUAAGCCGGUCACGUAUACCGCCAGCCAGGGCAUUGUGGCUACGAUGUUGCUGUACCAGGCGACUUAUGCGGCAACAAUCGCCCCCUUAUACUACACAUUGAUCACAGAAAUGGCCGCCUCUCGUUUACGAGAUAAAACCGUCCGCCUUGGAGCAAUUGUCAACAUUUUGACAAUUUUUGUUGUAUCAUUUACCAUACCGUAUCUUCUGGACGCUGGAUAUGCUGACUUGGGAAGCGAAGUUGGAUUUAUAUACGGCUCAAUGUCUUUCCUUGCCCUGAUAUUUGGCUAUUUCUGUAUUCCCGAACUGAAAGGCCAAAGUCUGGAGCAGGUCGAAAAGAUAUUUGAAACAGGUGUUCCCCUGCGCAAGAUUGGUCAAUUCCAAUUGGAUUCAAGUGAGAUGCAACCUAUUGGGGCAAAGCUGGGAACCCUCGAUAGUGUUCCGGCAGAAGAGAACUCACAAUCUGUUGACCCGCCUAAGGGGCACUAA